AUGUGCCACGGACACCCCUAUCACCAUUUGUGCGGGCACCAAUCCGUGAUAUAGCAAUACUGCCCGUCGGCGCUCGUAGACUUAGAGCCGGGUUAUAAGACACUAUGUCCCAACAUCAACGUUUGCUGCGUCACAUCCAUCAACCGCAAGCUAUCCACUAGCAAACUGUGACUUUCACAGUGCCGGGGGCGGCGGGUAGACAUGUCAAAUACAGUAAUCGCGGGUGGUGUAUGAACAUAUCAUCAGAUCUAAAAUGCAAGAAGAACUUGGUCACAAAUGAAUGGGAGUGGAUCGAGGGAUGGGAUCAUCGGUGCUAUUGCAGUUGUAUCAAGGCUUGUAAGUCUGAUGGUGUUGGAUUUGGCAGGUGGUCAGAGAAGGCAGUUCAGGGGUGACUAAUGGCUUGGCA
Messenger RNA from Parathielavia appendiculata, 406 nucleotides. RefSeq lists its product as uncharacterized. Lineage: Eukaryota; Fungi; Ascomycota; Sordariomycetes; Sordariales; Chaetomiaceae. Bases 231 to 392 code for a protein of 53 amino acids. The transcript has a single exon. The record is from RefSeq and is a predicted model, not a curated record.